Messenger RNA from Coniosporium apollinis CBS 100218, 1602 nucleotides. RefSeq names its product aspartate kinase. The transcript is spliced from 4 exons. NCBI's taxonomy places the organism in Eukaryota, Fungi, Ascomycota, Dothideomycetes. Gene Ontology annotation, molecular function: aspartate kinase activity. The coding region runs from base 1 to 1602 and encodes 533 amino acids. Gene Ontology annotation, biological process: amino acid biosynthetic process. The record is from RefSeq and is a predicted model, not a curated record.
AUGGCUCCACACGCAGCGCAGAAUGGCACUUCGCCCAUCCACACGAGAGAAAAAGACCUUCCUGGAGGAUGGGUGGUGCUGAAAUUUGGCGGGACUAGCGUCGGCAAGUUUGCGAGGAACAUCGCGGACAUUGUGCAGACAGGCGUCUCGAAGAACCGCAUCGCCAUUGUUUGUUCGGCAAGAAGUACGACUGUUAAAGCGGAGGGGACGACGAAUAGGCUUCUGAGAACUGCUCGAGCCGCCGAGAAAGCAGACUCGAGAGACUACGAUCCCAUCGUCGAAACCAUCCGCGCAGACCACGUUCAAGCUGCCCGCGACCUCAUCAAGGACCCCGCUAUCCUCGACGCCCUCAUCCAGGAUAUCACUUUCGAGUGCAAGACCCUUACCAGAAUCCUCGAAUCCGCACAACACCUCGAAGAAGUCAGUGCUCGGGCAGAGGACAAGAUCAUCAGCAAGGGCGAGAAGCUAUCAUGUCGGUUCAUGACGGCACUACUACAAGAUCAGGGCGUGCAGGCUCGGUACGUGGAUAUGAGCGACGUGAUCAAGGUCUCGAUCCACCACGGCGGCAUCGAUGAGGUCUUCUAUGAGCACGUCGCAGCCACGCUCGCGGACGAGGUGAUCGCGUGCGGAGACGCGGUACCGGUCAUCACAGGCUUCUUCGGCAGCGUCCCUGGCGGUCUACUUCCCACCAUCGGCCGCGGGUAUACAGACCUCUGUGCUGCACUCGUAGCCGUAGGCCUGAAAGCCGCGCGACAGCCCGUGAGCGAGUUGCAGAUCUGGAAAGAGGUGGACGGCAUCUUCACGGCCGACCCACGCAAAGUGCCCACAGCCGCCCUCCUGGACAGCGUUACGCCCUCCGAGGCCGCCGAGCUGACCUUCUAUGGCAGCGAGGUCAUCCAUCCCUUCACUAUGGAGCAGGUCAUCCGCGCCCGCAUCCCCAUCCGCAUCAAGAACGUGAUGAAUCCACGGAACAACGGAACCAUGAUCUUCCCCGACGCCAUUGACGAGAUCACUCAGAAGAACCCGCUGCAUGCUGCUCAUCUGACUCACCUGGUCAGGGCGAGAUCGAACUCCGGUAGGGGAGUUGUCCAGCGUCCCAAGCGUCCCACGGCCGUUACCAUCAAGCGCGGCAUCGUGGUGCUGAACGUGCACUCGAACAAGCGCACCCGUGCCCAUGGCUUCCUGAUGAACAUCUUCAGCACGCUGGAUAAGUGGCACCUCUCCGUUGACCUCAUCUCCUCGUCCGAGGUGCAUGUGUCCAUGGCUUUGCACUCCGAGAGUCCCAUGCUGGCAAAUGGCGGCUCGACGGACGUCGUGCAGGUCAUUGACGAGGACCUGAAGUGCGCCAUCGUGGAGCUCCAGAGGAUUGGCACGGUCGAUUUGGUGAACGAGAUGGCGAUUGUCAGUCUUGUGGGCAAGCAGCUUAAGAACAUGGUUGGUAUUAGUGGCCGUUUCUUCAGCACGCUGGGAGACGAGGGGAUUAAUAUCGAGAUGAUAUCCCAGGGGGCGAGCGAGAUCAACAUCUCGUGCGUUAUCGAGGAGCGCGAGGCCGAUCGCGCGCUGAACGUUGUUCAUACGAACCUGUUUACGUUUUUGGAUUAA